GCGCGCGACAGUCGCCUGAGUCGCAGACAGUCGGGAGAAGCAGGGAGAAGAUGCGACAGAAAGCGCUCGAUCGUUUCCACCGCGUGACGAGGGUGACGAGUUAAAGGGAUAGCGGAUAGCGAGGCUAGACGAAGCGCACGUUACACGACCGUUCGCUCGCAUCGCAUUUGUGGCGAUUAUGCGGUCUCGGUCAACGCACUCGAUGCGUCUGUGUUGUCGUACGAUCAGAUGAAGGAAUCUUUUUAUUUUCCGACAUCUCGAUUCGACGAUCGGAAUGGUUUCCCCGACGCGGGUCUCUUUCGUUGCGCUUCUCUAUGCGGUUCUGGCGCAUACGGCAGGGUCGCGUGUACUCGAGCUGAGUGACAGAUUUCUAGAUGUACAUAAAGAUGGACAAUGGCUAGUUAUGAUGUAUGCACCAUCGUGUGCACAUUGCAAAAGAAUGGAACCAAUCUGGUCUCAUGUUGCUCAACAUUUGCACGCAACGUCCAUACGAGUGGGACGAGUGGACUGCACUAGAUUUACCAGUGUAUCGAGUGCAUUCAAAAUUAAGGGAUACCCCACGAUUUUAUUUUUAAAGGGCGAUCAGAAAUACGUAUACGAAGGUGACAGAACCAGAGACGAAAUAGUGAAAUUUGCUUUAAGAUUAAGCGGUCCUCCCGUGCAGGAAAUAACGAAACCACAGAGUUUCGACAUUAUAAAAAGGGAACGCGAUCUCUAUUUCUUAUAUGUAGGAGACAAAUCUGGAUUCUUAUGGGAACUUUAUCACAAGACUGCGAACACGUUUCAAGCGCAUGCAUUUUUCUAUCAAUCUCAGCCGACUGUCGUGAAUAAGCAUGCGCCUGUCGAUAAUGUUCCGGCAUUAUUCGUUUACAAGGACAAUUUGCAUUAUAAUUUCACUGGACACAACUUGAUCGACAAGGAACAAGUGAACAAGACGCUUCAGAAGUGGGUGAACGCAGAGCGUUUUCCAACGUUCCCGAAAGUAACAAGAGGAAACAUAAAUCAAUUAUUCUUAACAAAUAAGAAUCUCGUUUUAGCGGUAGUGGAGGAAAACCAAUUGGAAGAAGUCGCGCCUGAUAUGCUAGAAUUCCGAGAUAUGGUUGAAUCUGUGAUCAAGAAUAAACGAAAUAAAUAUCACGAUCAUUUUCAGUUUGGGUGGAUAGGCAGUCCCAAUCUAGUCAACAGCAUAGCGAUGAUGACGUUACCUAUACCGAGCUUACUUGUGAUAAAUACAACUACCAAUCACCAUCAUAUUCCCGAUGAUGAGACAGAAAAACUAACCCCAUACGUGAUAGAAUUGUUCCUAGAGCAGAUUCGCAACGAGAGUGCUCCGCGAUAUGGUGGCAACAGUUGGCUAGUACGUGUUUACAGGAAAUGGUUCGAAAUAAAAACUGUUUUGAUUUCAAUGUGGAAGGGUAAUCCUGUUUUGAUGAUGGUACUGUUUGGAUUGCCAUUUGGAUUUUUAUCGUUGAUAUGUUAUGGCAUUUGUUGCCCGGAUUUAUUGGACGCGAACGAUGAUGAAGAUGAGAAUACUGGAAAUUAUCAUAUGAAGAACGAUUAAGUUGCUAUUAAGCUAUAAGAUAUAUUAUGCAGAAUUCCAAGAAACAUUUUUUUCAUUAUGUAUAGUGUAUAUAAACGCUUAUGAUUGUAUCUGUAAUAUGUUCUUAACAAAAAUUUGCCAAAGCAGAUUUAAGAUUGCGAGAAAUUUUAUACAAUAUUCAUAUAUUUUCGACAUUCCAUAUAUUUUAUUUUUGAUCCAUUUCGUAUACACGAUACUAAUUUCUUUUAUGUAUUGUAUAUAAAAAAAAAAGGUUAUGUGUAUCUCUCGAGACAAUAUGACUUAUCGAGUUAAGCAAAUAUGUACACACACUUGGAAAAAUUUGUCUUAACACAGCUUUAACAAAAAGAGAAUGUAAUAUAUAUCAAAAAUUUAUAUAUUAAACAUGAUUGUUCACAUAGUUUGUAAAAACAUAUUAAACAUCAAACUAAAUAUUGGUUUUUGUAUACGUAUGGAUAAAAUAAUGAUAAUAUUUAGCAUUACGCAAGUUGUACGGUACUGUUGUUUGUUGUAUCGUGUAGACUGCAAGUGUGAUUGUGAUUUCUUUUUUAGGAUGAAAAAUAAUUGUGGGUUUGCUGAAUGUAUUUAUAUGUAUAAAAAAAAAAGAGAUCUAAAGAGUAAA
Solenopsis invicta (red fire ant) is the source of this 2180-nucleotide messenger RNA. It is a transcript of the gene Tmx3, whose product is annotated as protein disulfide-isomerase TMX3. The coding region runs from base 275 to 1561 and encodes 428 amino acids. The transcript has 10 exons. The record is from RefSeq and is a predicted model, not a curated record. Gene Ontology annotation, cellular component: endoplasmic reticulum. Gene Ontology annotation, biological process: peptidyl-cysteine oxidation. Lineage: Eukaryota; Metazoa; Arthropoda; Insecta; Hymenoptera; Formicidae. Gene Ontology annotation, molecular function: protein disulfide isomerase activity.